Pogona vitticeps (central bearded dragon) is the source of this 954-nucleotide messenger RNA. Its product is annotated as olfactory receptor 5V1-like. Gene Ontology annotation, molecular function: G protein-coupled receptor activity; olfactory receptor activity. Gene Ontology annotation, biological process: G protein-coupled receptor signaling pathway. Lineage: Eukaryota; Metazoa; Chordata; Lepidosauria; Squamata; Agamidae. The record is from RefSeq and is a predicted model, not a curated record. Gene Ontology annotation, cellular component: membrane.
AUGAAGAAUAUAGACGUUCAUUGCAACAACACAGAAAAUCAUACCAAGCUUACAGAAUUUAUUCUCUUGGGACUUUCAGGUGACUCCGAAGUACAGAUUCUUCUCUUCUUUCUGUUCCUAAUAAUAUAUGCCACAACAUUGAUUGGAAACUCUGUCAUCAUUUUCAUUAUCAAGACAGAAAUGAGCCUACAGACCCCCAUGUUCUUCUUUCUCAGCCAUCUUGCCAUUGUUGACAUUUCUUACUCCUCCGUCACUGUCCCAAAGCUGCUGGAAACCCUAAUAUCCAUGAAAAAAUCCAUUUCCCUCGUGGGAUGCAUGACACAGAUUUUCUUCUUUGUCUAUUUUGCCUGUGUUGAUGUUUUUCUGCUUUCAGCCAUGGCAUAUGACAGAUAUGUUGCUAUAUGCGACCCACUCCAUUAUUCAAUCGUAAUGACAAAACCUGUAUGCUGGAAACUGGUAGGCGGAGCUUGGGUCAUUGCUUUCCUUGAUGCAACACUCAACACAAUGCCUUUCAUAGGUUUGCAAUUCUGUGAGAACAAUCUAAUCAGUCACUUCACCUGUGAGCUUUCUGCAGUUCUGAGUUUGUCAUGUAGUGACACUUCCAUCAAUUAUAAGCUGAUACUUGCCUCUUGUUUUCUCUUUGGUUUCACCUCCUUCUUCCUCACCAUGGUCUCGUACAUUUAUAUUAUUUCCUCCAUCCUCAAGAUUCAGUCCACAAAAGGCAGGAUCAAAGCCUUUUCCACCUGUAGCUCUCACCUUAUUGUUGUUUGCUUGUUUUAUCUUUCGGCUUUUUCUAGAAACUUGCAGCCACAUUCUAAAUCUUUCACAGACCUUGACAAAGUGAGUUCUAUCCAGUACUUAAUUUUAACUCCUAUGUUAAACCCAAUCAUAUAUAGUCUGAAAAACAAAGAAUUGAAAGUUAUUCUAUGGAAAAGAUUUGGAAAGCAUAAGUAA